CUGUCUUUUCAAUUUUCUCUGCAACUCUCUGUACGGACGGCGGAGAAUCUCUCUGAGGUCAGAUCCGGCGACUUUUCCUCUUCCAUUCCGCCAUUGAAGUAAAACCCAAGUUUCCCAUCAAUAUGUAUCUUUAUAUAGACAUAUGUGUUUUGAGGAGCAAGGUUGGAAUUGAAUGGAGUGAAGAUGAGUUUUGCUACUAGAUAUUCUUCUUCAGUUGCUUCUGUUUUUCCUGUUCAUGAUAUUUUUUGGAAGAGCCGUUGUAGAUUGGAUUUGAAUAAGUUUCAUGGUAAUUUGAUUGGUGGAAGGAGAUUACAUAAUAAUUAUAGUCAAAAGCAUUACUUUUGUGCAAAAGCAGGGAUGGUUGUUCAGAAGUAUCUUCCUCCUUUGUUUAGUGUUGCUCCUAUGAUGGAAUGGACUGAUCAUCACUAUAGAACUCUUGCCCGGCUUGUAUCGAAACACGCAUGGCUCUACACAGAGAUGCUUGCUGCUGAAACCAUUGUUUAUCAGAAGGAUAAUCUGGACAAAUACUUGGGAUUUUCUCCCGAACAACAUCCUAUAGUUCUUCAAAUUGGUGGUAGUAAAUUGGAAAACAUCGCAAAAGCAACUGCACUUGCGAAUCCUUACGGCUAUGAUGAAAUUAAUUUUAAUUGUGGAUGUCCAAGUCCAAAAGUAGCUGGUCACGGGUGCUUUGGUGUUAGUCUUAUGCUUGAUCCAAAGUUUGUUGCUGAAGCAAUGACAGUGAUUGCUGCUAACACAGAUGCCCCUGUCAGUGUUAAAUGUCGAAUAGGCGUUGAUGAUCGCGAUUCAUAUAACGAGCUCUGUGAUUUUAUUUACAAGGUUUCUUCUCAAUCACCAACCAGGCAUUUUAUAAUACAUUCCCGAAAGGCACUUCUUAAUGGCAUCAGCCCAGCUGAAAAUCGAAGUAUACCACCCCUUAAAUAUGAGUAUUUUUAUGGCCUCUUGCGUGACUUUCCAGACCUAAGAUUUACUAUAAACGGGGGCAUAACCGGUGUUGAUGAGGCUAAUGCAGCUUUGACCGCCGGAGCCCAUGGUGUAAUGAUUGGACGGGCUGCAUAUCACAACCCGUGGAAUGUUCUAGGACACGUUGAUACCGCUAUUUAUGGUGUACCGAGCUCCAAUAUUACACGUCGUCAGAUUAUUGAGAAGUAUCAAGUAUAUGGUGACUCUAUUUUGUGGAGAGAUGGACGUAGACCAAGUGUUCGAGAUGUAGUGAAGCCUUUACUUAAUUUUUUCCAUGGCGAACCCGGGAAUACUUUGUGGAAACGCAAAGCGGAUGCUGCUUUCCAUACUUGCACGACCGUCAAGUCAUUUUUCGAGGAAGCCCUAGUACCAAUUCCGGACUUUGUUUUGGAUAAACCGUUAGCCGAGCUGCCUCCACCAGGCCGUGAAGAACUUUUCGCUAAUGUGCCGAGUUUGUUGCCACCCCCUUAUGAAUCUCAGUUAAGGGAAGAAGAAGAGAUGAUGUAUGCUUAGUUUGGAAUCUAAUUAUACUUUGCACAUUCAUAUUAAACAUAGAUAAGUUGUUCAAUAGAUUAUUCAUUGCAUUUUUUGGGACUCAAAGCCUGUUUUGGUCCCCUUCUAUAACAAAACAAAGUUGGAUUUUUUAUUCCUUUCUCCAUGUUUAUUUACAUUAUAUAUUAAUGAAACAUUUUUAAAGUUUUGUAUUCA
Messenger RNA from Cannabis sativa, 1689 nucleotides. RefSeq lists its product as uncharacterized. Gene Ontology annotation, biological process: tRNA dihydrouridine synthesis. Gene Ontology annotation, molecular function: tRNA dihydrouridine synthase activity. The coding region runs from base 184 to 1494 and encodes 436 amino acids. The record is from RefSeq and is a predicted model, not a curated record. NCBI's taxonomy places the organism in Eukaryota, Viridiplantae, Streptophyta, Magnoliopsida, Rosales, Cannabaceae. The transcript has 13 exons.